Oryza brachyantha (malo sina) is the source of this 764-nucleotide messenger RNA. Its product is annotated as hydrophobic protein OSR8-like. Lineage: Eukaryota; Viridiplantae; Streptophyta; Magnoliopsida; Poales; Poaceae. Gene Ontology annotation, cellular component: membrane. The transcript is spliced from 2 exons. The coding region runs from base 210 to 455 and encodes 81 amino acids. The record is from RefSeq and is a predicted model, not a curated record.
CGCGAAAUGCACGGCUGCGUCGCUUGAGCCGUGAAGCGUGAUCACCUCCCUCCCACCUUCGCCGAAUUGCAGAUUUGCAGUCGCGGUCCGCGUGGCGGAGAGGAGAGAGCCCAGCAACAGCAAGAGAACACGCGUCCCGGCUCCCGCUUCCCUUCCGGCUCCGGCGAGAUCGAGGGCGGCGGCGGCGGCGGCGGCCGGGGGUGGAGGCGAUGGGGCUGUGCUCGUGCUGCUGCCGGUGCCUGGAGAUCCUGUGCGCCAUCCUCCUCCCUCCGCUCGGCGUCUGCCUCCGCCAUGGCUGCUGCACCAUGGAGUUCUGGAUCAGCGUGCUGCUCACCCUCCUCGGCUACCUCCCCGGCGUCCUCUACGCCGUCUACGUCAUCGUCUCCGUCGACCCCGACCGCGACCGCGACCGCCGCCGCCGCGUUGACCCCGACGACUACAUCUACGUCGCCUGACGGCGAGGCACCACCUCCCCAUCCUUCAGACAAGCAGUACUAUAUAUAUACUAGGUAAUUUAAUUAGCUCCUGGAUGCGUCCCUGUUCCUGCCUGCUGCCCCUUCAUCUGUAAAAUUUUACUUCAUCUGCAACCUCGACGAGUUAAAUUGGGUCGAAAUUUGUCGCCGGAGCUCAUCUGUGUUACUGAUUCAGUGUGAUUUCCGCAUCAAUUGACCUCAAUUUGUGUUGGUUCUUCCGUUGCUAAAUUUGGGGAUUUGCCAUGCUAUCUGAUGCCCUAAAAGUUUAGAUAAGAACAUAACGGUGAAUUC